Oryzias melastigma (Indian medaka) is the source of this 3388-nucleotide messenger RNA. It is a transcript of the gene rnf217, whose product is annotated as ring finger protein 217. Lineage: Eukaryota; Metazoa; Chordata; Actinopteri; Beloniformes; Adrianichthyidae. Gene Ontology annotation, cellular component: ubiquitin ligase complex; cytoplasm. Gene Ontology annotation, biological process: ubiquitin-dependent protein catabolic process; positive regulation of proteasomal ubiquitin-dependent protein catabolic process; protein polyubiquitination. Gene Ontology annotation, molecular function: zinc ion binding; ubiquitin conjugating enzyme binding; ubiquitin protein ligase activity. The record is from RefSeq and is a predicted model, not a curated record. The transcript has 7 exons. Bases 155 to 1822 code for a protein of 555 amino acids.
GGGGAGGAGCCUUCUCAUCAGCCUAUCACCGCUCUCCUGGUUGCUUACGUCGACACCCGGAAGUGUCUGUGCGAUUUGUUUUGUUUUGGUUGCGGGAGUUGGGUUGACGGCAGGCGAGCAGUGAGAGGUCCGCCCAGGGCAGACCCGCUCGCUCAUGGGGAGAGCCAGCCCGGGGAUGGAAGAUGACUCACCGGUAGCUCGAGCUUGUACCAUGCCGAGGUUUAUCAGCAGCUAUGACGACACCAAGGGGAAAUUGUCCCGCAACUUAUCGAGAGAAACUUCAUUCGCGGACGUGAAAGUUAAGCGGCAGGUGAGGUCGGCGAGCGUCCGAGUCGGCAGGUCCAGCUCCCGGCUGUCUCUCGAUGAGGACGACGGGAACUCGGAGGAGAGGAGCCGCGGCGAGGAGAAGGAUGCGGAGGGCAACAACAACAACAACUGCAACGGCGUAGGAAGAGCGAGGAGGAGGGCGAGCGCCGUCGAAAUCCCGAGGAGGAAUUUCGGGGAUUUUUCGGCCCUUCUCGGUGCUCACAGUCGGAUGCAGCGCGAACAAGGAAGCGCGAGAACCGACAUCACCGACGAGAACGGAGCUGAAUGUGAGGAGUGUAAAAACUCUGACGACAAAACGCGACAACCUGGCUGUCAAAACGAACAAACCCCCAGCGGCUUGACUUCUAAUGGAGGUGAAAGUGUGGCGGCGGAGUGCCAGCGUGCAUGCGAAAGCGGCAGCAGCGCAGUCCCUCCGGGGGAGCCCUCUCAGGCCAAAGAGCACGUCUACUGCACCGUUUACUGCAUCGAGAACGACCGGCAUCAAGCGCGCGCGGAAAUCACGGAUGACGCCACGGAAAUCCUCCUGGAGACGGGACAGGUGGGCGACCCGAGCCCGGAGCCGGAGCUGUACUCGCUGGACGACCUGGUGGACCCGUUCGAGGACAUCUCCCAGUGGCUGUACAGGGAGCAGGUCGAGGCGGGCACGUUGAUGCAGAGCUGUCGGGUGUGUCUGGAGGAGAAAUCGAUCGUUUCCCUUCCCUGCUGCGGGAAGGCCGUGUGUGACGCGUGCCUGAAGCUCUACGUCAGCUCGCAGGUGAGGUUGGGGAAACACCUCAUUAGCUGUCCCAUCCCGGAGUGCAGUGGCACGCUGGAGGAGAGGUUGGUGCUUUCCCAUUUGACCGCUGAGGACGUGGCCAAAUACCAAUACUUUUUAGAACUGAGUCAACUGGACUCGAGCACCAAGCCGUGUCCGCAGUGCAGCAAGUUCACGUCGCUGAAGACGCACAACCCCAACCGGUCCGAGUCCAAGUUCAAGAUCCAGUGUAGCAACUGCCAGUUUGUUUGGUGCUUCAAGUGCCAUGCGCCGUGGCACGACGGAAUCAAAUGCAGAGACUACAGGAAAGGAGACAAGCUGCUACGGAGCUGGGCAAGCGUCAUCGAACACGGGCAGAGAAACGCUCAGAAGUGUCCACAAUGCAAGAUUCAUAUUCAGCGAACGGAGGGCUGUGAUCACAUGACUUGCGCCCAGUGUAAUACUAACUUCUGCUAUCGCUGUGGAGAACGCUACCGGCACCUCAGGUUUUUUGGCAACCAUGCAUCAAAUCUCAGCGUGUUUGGGUGCAAGUAUCGCUACCUGCCCGAUAAACCUCACCUGAGGCGACUAAUUAGAGGAUCUGUCUGUGCCACUAAGGUCCUGAUAGCUCCAGUGGUCAUUCUUCUGGUCAUUGUUCUUGGAGCUCUUGCGCUGGUGAUAGGUUUGGUUGCUUUUCCUGUCUACUACGUGUGCAAGAGAAAGAAGAAGCAGCGCACUCGAGGCUCUGGACGCUGGAUCUGACCUCCUCUCCUCCCAGAUGACCGCCACAUCUCCUCAGGGAAAGACGUUUCCAGCCUGAGACGGGAGGAAACUCUGAGAGAAAAGCCAACACUGGCAGUUUGCUUCGGAGGAACAUAAGUAAAAAGAGGCUGCACAUUUACAAUAUUUAUACUGCAUGGGACACUAUACUAGAAGGAGCGGAAUGUCGGCAUGCUGGAAGUGGAAGCAGAAAGGAACUUUUUAAAUUUGGUUACAUAGUGAAAAGGGACUUUGCCCCUAAAAACUUCCUCUGAACUGCACCGGGGUGUCCACUCUUUUGUGAUAUACAUUUAUCAAUAGUGCAAAAUGUGAAUGUUCUGCUCCCUGAGAGAACUAACAGUCACCAAACUCUCCUGGAGUGAUGGGUAAUUGAGUUCACGAGGGUGGGUGGAAUUUCUGGCCUUCAGGUGCCUGACCUGAACGAAAAGGCUUUUCUGUUUUGCAUAUAGUGUUUGUGCCACCAAAAAGAAAAAGGAAAACAAAUGUUUUCAUCAAAUUUUGGUGAAGGUCCCAGCCAGAAAGUCCAGGUGGGCCCAUAUGGUUCAAACUGGGCAGAAAAUGUGGCACAGAUUGGUUUGUCCACAGUUUCUGUGGUGGCCCUAUCUGUUCCCACAUUAGCUUCAGUGGGCACUCAGGGUAGGCUUGCUACGCUAGCUGGUGGACAGAGGAGCUCGCUACAGUGAAGCUCACUAGCUUGAUACAACGGAGCUAGCUUGCUCGAUUAACUGGAGCUUGCUAGCUCGUUAAAGCAGAACUCGCUAGCUUGAUACAGUGGGGCUCGCAAGCUCAAGACAGCAGAGCUUGCUAGCUUGAUACACAAGAGUUCACUAGCUUGAUUAUCUGGGGCUCGUUAGCUUGAUACAGCAGAGCUGCAAGCUCAAUACCCUAGAGCUCGCUAGCUUGAAACAGCAAAGCUUGCUAGCUUGAUAUAAUGGAACUCGCUAGCUUGAUGUACCAGAGCUAGCUAGUGUGAUACAGCAGAGCUUGCUAGCUUGAUACAGCAGAGUUCGCUAGCUUUCUACCGUGGACUUUGCUAGCUUGCUACAGCGGAGUUCGCUACAGCAGAUCUUGCUAGCUUAAUACAGUGGAGCUUGCUUGCAUGCUACGCCGUCCACCAGGAGGCUGGCUAGCGUAGCGAGCCGACCCACCUAAGCUAACGUGGAAAAACACCGGUGUGGACACCACAGAAACUGUUGACAUAGCCAUUUGGGGCCCACAUUUUCUCCCCUCUUUUAAACCAUAUGGGGCCCACUUGGCCUCACUGGCUGGGAUCAGAGUUCUCAUAUUUUAUUUUUUUUUUCAAGCAGAAGGUCUUCUUUUGUUGUGGGAAAAAUUUCCACUGCGUUUCCAGUCACACGCUGGGGUGUGAGGUUCUGACCUGGUUCUCAAAUUCUUGCCAGAAGGCUGAAAACUGAUUGGGCGUGUGCCCCCAACUCCCAGCUUUAAUCCACUGGUAUUUCUACAUGAUAUGUUCAUUUCAGAAGCUGAUUUAUUUUUUUAGCUCUUCUUUUUUUCCGUGUUCGCUCAAGCUGUCUGUUUAGAGGAGCU